AUGGAUCAGUUGGCUAAGCUUGAGGCCCUUGCUGGGGAGUUGUUGAUUGCAACCAAGAGCCUGUUAGAGCAUUGCCAUAGUAUCGAUGCUCCCUUGUAUGGCACAAGUGGAAGGCCAGCACAACUGAUCCCUCCUGGAGCCCGAGCGGAGGCACAUCGCGCACGAGAAUCCACCAUAGCAUCUCUCACCAAACUUCGUGUCAUGUUAGCGGGGCCAACUGAUUUCCUGCAGGACAUGGCCAGCCAGAGCCAACUGCUGGCCUGCAUGCAAUGGCUAGGAGAAUUUCAAGUUCCAGCCUGUAUCCCUCUGAAUGGCAGUAUUUUGAUGAAAGAGGUAUCUGAUCUCAUUGGCGUCCCAGAGGACAAGCUCUGUCGUGUAAUACGAAUGGCGGCUACGGGGGGAUUCCUUCAGGAGCCACAACCUGGUCAUGUUGCUCACAGUGCGUUGUCAGCGUCUUUUGUGGCAAACCCUUCAUACCAAGACGCAGCGAUCUUCUUGGCUGGAACAGCGGUCCCAGCAGCUUUGGAGAUGGCACAUAUUACUCAGAAGAAUCGAAAGUCUUCUGGGCAGACACCUAAUAGCGUCAUAUCCAACCGGUCCGCCUUCUCUACGCCUAACAGAAAUGAGCUGCCUCGGCUUCGUCGUCAAUGGCAUGCUUACCUGAGACACGGUACGGGGCUGGUUUGCGACACAGCUACUGAUAUUCUAACCUGCCUUGAGCCGCUGCAGAAUGCGCUAGUUGUUGAGGUCGGAGCCCGAUCAACGGAACGCGUGGCAGCCCUCGUAGAUCAGUAUCCGACUCUUCAUUUCACCGUCCAAUUAAACCCAGCAUUUCAACGCAGAAAUGGGGCUAGACACUCGCGUAUUGAUGUGCAGCACAGGGCGCUAGGAUCUCCGCAACCCAUCCAAGGCGCAGCGGUCUAUAUAUUAAACUUUCCUUUUCCGGAGCCAGGUGGGCCGUCCACGCCUGUGGUGGCACAAAUUCGAGCUGAGCUAGAGGCUCAUUUCAAUGUGCUUCGACUUACCCAUGCAGCCACGUUGGUGCUCACGAUGCCCUUACAGUCCGAGCGCGGGGAGGUAGGCCCAGAUACGGCGGUCUUAUCGCAGAUACGGGAUCUGUCGUUGUUGCAAUUGGCGGGUGAGCGGGAACUAGAGAUCUCAGAGGUUAUUAGUGUGCUGAAUGGCGUGGGUGAUAAUGAUGGAAGGCUCGUAUUGGUCAAUAAGGUGACAUCGGCGUUAAACCAAGGCGUCGUCGCUUUAGAGUUCAAGUACCAGGCAUAUACAAUAGUGUCGUAUUGA
Molecule: messenger RNA, 1299 nt
Organism: Talaromyces proteolyticus
Lineage: Eukaryota; Fungi; Ascomycota; Eurotiomycetes; Eurotiales; Trichocomaceae
Exons: 3
Coding region: 1-1299 (432 amino acids)
Molecular function (GO): methyltransferase activity
Source: RefSeq, a predicted model, not a curated record